This is a messenger RNA of Cylicostephanus goldi, 713 nucleotides long. The record is from the annotation of a GenBank genome assembly. NCBI's taxonomy places the organism in Eukaryota, Metazoa, Nematoda, Chromadorea, Rhabditida, Strongylidae.
AUGAAUACUUCUGGCAACACAUCUUCGCUGAACGAAAGUGCCGAAUCCAGUUUUCUCAGCAGUAGCAGUGACCCGAAAAAUUCAUCGAAAAUGUCUCCCAGUAACAAAUACAAGAGCUCAGCCUCCGUGCGAGUGUUGUACAUACAAAUGGAGUAUUGUGGAGGAGGAACGCUGAGGAAAUACAUCGAUAAUGCGUGUUUGUAUGGCAAACCUAAUAUAUUGUGGAAACUUUUUGCUGAAAUUCUCUGCGGGUUAGGCUACCUACAUCGCCAAGGCAUGAUCCAUCGAGAUAUCAAGCCGACUAACAUUAUGCUCGAUGAUGAGGGACACGUAAAAAUAGGAGAUUUUGGCCUUGCAACCAAAGGGUUGCUAUCGCUAACAUCAGAAACCCCAGGCGCAGGUGCAUUUGCUUCAGGCUCCGAACAAGCGCUGACAAAGGACAUCGGUACGGAAUUGUACAUGGCGCCGGAGCUGAACAACUUAGAGGAUCCUGAACCAUACACAUCGAAAAUAGACGUGUACAGGUAUAUUCGACAUGUAUAUCAGGUUGGAGCAAAAGUUUUUUUGGUGAUUCGUGUAAAGAUUGAUAAUAAAGUCAAACCUAUAUGUAUGGUUUUGUCUUUCUGUGAUAGAAAAUUUGCGCUUUGGGAAAGUGAUUCAGUCGCAACCCCAUGUUGGCUAGAAUUGGAGCACCAAGCUUUCAAGCGUUGACA